Botrytis porri is the source of this 393-nucleotide messenger RNA. RefSeq lists its product as uncharacterized. Gene Ontology annotation, molecular function: RNA binding. Gene Ontology annotation, cellular component: spliceosomal tri-snRNP complex; commitment complex; U12-type spliceosomal complex. NCBI's taxonomy places the organism in Eukaryota, Fungi, Ascomycota, Leotiomycetes, Helotiales, Sclerotiniaceae. The record is from RefSeq and is a predicted model, not a curated record. Gene Ontology annotation, biological process: RNA processing; spliceosomal snRNP assembly. The transcript has 4 exons. The coding region runs from base 1 to 393 and encodes 130 amino acids.
AUGACGAGCACAAUCGGAAUACCAAUUAAGCUCUUGAACGAGGGCCCAAGUUCGUCCACUCCAUUCCUACAGGCUCCAAGGUUCAGUGGUCAUGUCGUAACUCUCGAGAUCACGACCGGUCAGGUCUAUCGUGGAAAGCUUCUGGAAGCGGAAGACAACAUGAACGUUCAACUUAAGGAUAUAACUGUCACAGCACGCGACGGUCGUGUCAGUCAUUUGGAUCAAGUAUACAUUAGAGGCUCACACGUGAGAUUCUUUAUUGUUCCAGAUAUGUUAAGGAACGCGCCUAUGUUCAGGAGUAGAAAUACUAGGGGUAGAGGUGUCGGAUUGGCAAGAGGAAGGGCUACAGUUAGUAGGGCGAGAGCAAGUGGACGAGGAGCACCAAGAGGUUGA